Messenger RNA from Astyanax mexicanus (Mexican tetra), 7968 nucleotides. It is a transcript of the gene usp20, whose product is annotated as ubiquitin specific peptidase 20. Gene Ontology annotation, molecular function: cysteine-type deubiquitinase activity; zinc ion binding. The record is from RefSeq and is a predicted model, not a curated record. The transcript has 25 exons. NCBI's taxonomy places the organism in Eukaryota, Metazoa, Chordata, Actinopteri, Characiformes, Acestrorhamphidae. Bases 168 to 2924 code for a protein of 918 amino acids. Gene Ontology annotation, biological process: protein deubiquitination.
GCUGCCUGGCUCUGCUCUGUGCUCUCUGUGCUAGUCUCUGUUAGCCUGCUGGCUAGCGCAGUGAGAUCCUCAGGAGAUCGGGAGAUUUUCAUUUAGACGGAAAAUGAACACAUUUCAGCCUUUAUCCUGGACGCGCUGAGGAGGCUGAGUCACUCUAGGACCAAAAGAUGACAGACAGUAGAGAUGUUUGUCCUCACCUGGACUCUAUAGGUGAAGUGACCAAGGAGGAACUUCUGCAUAAAUCAAAGGCUACCUGUCAGUCAUGUGGAGUGGGUGGCCCCAACCUCUGGGCAUGCCUGCAGUGUGACUGUCCGUAUGUGGGCUGUGGCGAGUCAUAUUCAGACCACAGCACCACUCAUGCCCAGGCAAAGAAGCACAAUCUGACUGUGAAUCUGACCACGUUCAGGGUGUGGUGUUACGUGUGUGAGAGAGAAGUGUUUCUGGAGCAACAGCCUGUAGUGCCGGUGGCUGGAACUCAUCGCUACAAACCUCUUGACCAGGAUGCUCUUCUCCAGAGUGCCUGUCACCCGUUAAAAGCAGUGCCAAUUGCUGUGGCGGAUGAAGAAGGUUCAGAGUCAGAGGAAGAUGAGCUCAAGCCCCGAGGACUCACAGGGAUGAAGAACAUUGGCAAUUCCUGUUACAUGAAUGCAGCGCUACAGGCUCUCUCCAACUGUCCUCCUUUGACUCAGUUCUUCCUAGACUGCAGUGGGCUGGUGCGCACAGAUAAGAAACCUGCUCUUUGCAAAAGCUAUCAGAAACUCAUCUCUGAGCUCUGGCACAAGAAAAGGCCCAGUUAUGUGGUUCCCACUAGUCUGUUUCAUGGUAUUAAACUGGUGAAUCCUAUGUUUCGAGGCUAUGCCCAGCAGGACACUCAGGAGUUUCUGCGCUGUCUGAUGGAUCAACUCCAUGAGGAGCUGAAGGAGCCUUUUGCCGACUGCAGCAGCAGUGCCGACAGUGGCCCCGAACGCAACCUCGACAACCGCAACCACAGCAACGGCGAUCGCAGUCCCUCCGAGGAUGACUUCCUGUCAUGCGACUCGGGCUCAGGAAGCGAGAGAGGAGAUGGGGAGCGAGGAAGCGGGACUGGAGGAGGAGAUGCAGAGCUUCUGAUUCAGGAUGAGUGUGUAGGACCCCGGAGCACUGGAGGGAUUUCUGAGAAAGAGAGGCAGAAGGAGAGGAGGAAGGAGGACAAGGGGGAGGAGAGGACGCAGGAGAUGGAUGAAGAUGCAGACGUGGACACGGCAGCACAGGAGGAACCGGCUGAGAGAGCUGGAGAGCAGGCUGGACCACCCAGGACUGGCCAAACUCAGGGCAAUACAGAACCCGAUAAUGAGGCAACCAUGCAUCGCCCCGCCUCUCGACCCUGUAGUCCCACCCACAGCGUGCAGGAACUUCACUCAAAACUGUCCAGCAGCCCGCCCAGGUCCAGCCCACUCAGAGCCAGCCCCAUCUAUGCCUUUAAGAAAGCUCAGAUGCUUUUGGGUGCCAAGAAGAAGAAGCAGUCCCGCUUCCGCAGUGUAAUUUCAGACAUUUUCGACGGCUCCAUCCUGAGUCUGGUCCAGUGCUUGACAUGUGACCGGGUGUCCACGACAGUCGAGACGUUUCAGGAUUUGUCGUUGCCCAUCCCGGGUAAAGAGGACCUAGCUAAGCUCCACUCGUCCAUCCACCAGAGUGCUCCAGCCAAGACGGGCGUCUGCACAGAUACCUACGCCUCCCAAGGCUGGAUCUCUUACAUCAUGGAUUCUAUACGCAGAUUUGUGGUGUCCUGUAUCCCCAGCUGGUUUUGGGGUCCCAUGGUGACACUGGAGGACUGCCUCGCUGCCUUCUUUGCUGCAGAUGAACUGAAAGGGGAUAACAUGUAUAGCUGUGAACGAUGCAAAAAGUUGCGAAAUGGUGUCAAGUAUUGUAAAGUCCUAAGGCUACCAGAGAUUUUGUGUAUUCACCUGAAGCGCUUCCGGCACGAGGUGAUGUACUCCUUUAAGAUCAGCAGCCAUGUCUCUUUUCCACUGGAGGGUUUGGACCUAAAACCUUUCCAGGCAAAAGAGAGCCCAUCUCAGAUCACCACGUAUGACCUGCUGUCCGUCAUCUGCCACCACGGCACCGCCGGCAGUGGACACUAUAUAGCGUAUUGUCAGAACGUCAUUAACGGGCAGUGGUAUGAGUUUGAUGACCAGUAUGUGACGGAGGUGCACGAGACUGUGGUGCAGAAUGCUGAGGCCUAUGUGCUCUUCUACCGGAAGAGCAGUGAGGAGUCAGUGAGAGAGAGGCAGAAGGUCGUGGCUCUUGCUAACCUGAAGGAACCCAGUCUCCUGCAGUUUUACAUCUCUAGAGAAUGGCUCAACAAGUUCAACACCUUUACUGAGCCAGGACCCAUCACCAACCAUACCUUCCUCUGUCAGCAUGGAGGAAUUCCUCCAACUAAGUAUCACUAUGUGGACGAUCUGGUCGUGAUCCUGCCUCAGAACGUGUGGGAAUAUCUUUACAACAGGUUUGGUGGUGGUCCAGCUGUGAAUCAUCUCUAUGUUUGUGCAAUCUGCCAAGUGGAGAUAGAAGCCCUCGCCAAGCGCAGGAAAAUGGAGAUAGACACCUUUAUUAAGCUGAAUAAGGAGUUCCAGGCUGAGGAAGCACCUACUGUUAUUCUGUGCAUCAGCAUGCAGUGGUUCCGCGAAUGGGAAAGCUUUGUCAAGGGCAAAGACAACGAGCCGCCAGGUCCGAUUGACAACAGCAAGAUCGCAGUCAUGAAGGGAGGUCAUGUCCAGCUUAAACAAGGAGCUGAUUACGGGCAGAUAUCUGAGGAGACAUGGCAGUAUUUAUUGGGAAUUUAUGGUGGUGGUCCAGAGAUUGCUGUGAGGCAGACCAUUAGCCCUCCAGAACCUGACACGCAUGGAGAAAGGAAGAUAGAGGCAGAAACAAGAGCACUCUGAUUUAGGUGGCGUCUUUGAAUGUGACUGAGCAUUUCUGAACCAUGUUUACGCCUGCUUUCUUGUAAGCACUUUGUGAGCGCACCCAACGCCAUGGUCUGUUACCUGUAGAACACAUGGACGUCUGAAAGUGCAGAGCUGGUACACUAGGAGGUCUGUAGGGCUGACUGGCUAAAGAAGUGUAGAACAAACCACUGUCCUGCAGUUCGAGGGAGUGAGUUUAUGUUGCUUCCCCUGCCCCUCUUAAAAUCACGAGUAUUCACGUCUAUCAAGCUGUCUUACAAAAAGUCUUAUCAAAGGAAACACUUUAUAAAGUGAACGAAAGAAGAUGUGAACAAUCUGUAUAUAUUGAGCCAGGGCGACUGAGCAGGGUGGUGAUACAUUACCCGAUGUAGCAUUAAAUCCACUGUACAUAAGUCUGUACUUCCAUGAAUGUGCAUAUUUAUAGGCAAAAGCAUAGGGCCCUAAGUGAUCCACUGAAAAUGAACUACUAUAAAGUUUUAAAGGAAUACUUUUGCAGCUUUCUAGAUGAUCUCUGUAUUCUGCAUUUGUUGCGUACAGUUGAUUACCACAGAAAUAAUUUUUAAAGUGUAAAUAGAUUUAUUUGUGUUGAUUAGUUAACUGUUUACAGGUGUUAAAGGGUUGUUUGAGUGAUUCCAUAAAAUAACCAUUGUUUUUCUUUUAUUAAUAGCUACUUUUGUAAAAGAGACGUGUGAGAAGCUUUGAGUUGGUAAAGAUUUUUUUUACAAUAACUUCUUCAAACCAAUUUUUUUUAUCUAUUUAAAAAAAACUGUAUUAUUGUUUAUUAAACAGAACGAUUUUUUUACAUCACUCAAGUGGCGUGAAAGAAGAGUAGGGAAAAUGAAUAUAACCAUGUUGUUCUAGACUUUGGAAAUUGUAUAUAAUUUUGAGGCAAAUCUCAUCUUAAGAUCUGUUUUUUAACAGUUAUAGUUUCAAAUUAUAAUUAUAUUUUCACCUUGUUAAUUUAUCAAAUUCAGCAGCUGCCCAAUUUCUUCUAUUGGUAAUCCAUGGUACAAUACAGAUGCAGAAGAUUAGGUUUGGAAGAUGCUGCAGUAUUCCUUUAAGUCUCACUUAAAAAAAUAAAUAAAUAAAUAAAAAAAUAGGACCAACACUAAAUGCUGUGUAAUUACACAUUAACUAUGCAUGUUUAGUUACUUUUGGCUGUUACAGAUGCAUUAUGGUAGUGCAGCUUUUGUAAAUAUGACAGGUAGUCUAGCAAAUUAUAUUAAUACACGUAUCCCUAUCUUAUACAUAUAGAGCUCUGACCUCUAGUUUCUGAAUCAGUUUCUCUGAUUUUGCUAUUUAUAGGUAUAUGUUUGAGUAAAGUUAACAUUGUUGCUUUAUUCUAUAAACUACGAACAACAAUUCUCCCAAAUUCCUACAAAAAAUAUUGUCAUUUAGAGCAUUUAUUUGCAGAAAAUAAGAAAUGGCUGAAAUAACAAAAAAGAUGCAGAGCUUUCAGACCAAAAUAAUGCAAAGAAAACAAGUUCAUAUUCAUAAAGUUUUAAGAGUUCAGAAAUCAGUAUUUGGUGGAAUAACCCUGGUUUUUAAUGACAGUUUUCAUGCGUCUUGGCAUGUUCUCCUCCACCAGUCUUACACACUGCUUUUAUGCCUUUACCCCUGGUGUAAAAAUUCAAGCAGUUCAGCUUGGUUUGAUGGCUUGUGAUCAUCCAGCUUCCUCUUGAUUAUAUUCCAGAGUUUUUUAAUUUGGUUAAAAAAAAAAUCAGCAUUUUUAAGUGGUCUUUCUUUUUUUUCAGAGCUGUAUACAUAUUACAUAUAUAACCACACAGAAGUGGAUGUAAUGUUACAGCUAUUAAGACACACUUGUGUAAAUGUGGCAAUUAGACAGAUCUUCAUUUUUACUGUUUUUAUUUUUUUUUAAAUAAUGUGAAUCUGGUGUUUUAUUCUUUACAUUAUGUCAAAAUUUUGACCAAUAGAAGUGCUCCAAAAUGACUUAAUUUUAAAUGACUUAAUUAAAAAAAACAAAAAAACAGUUAUUUACAAAAGCUGCGCUGUUUUGUUCAGGCUUGAAUUAAACAUUGAUGCCUUAUCAAAGCCAAUUUAUGCUUCUGUGUCGAGUAAAUGCUUUGUUCACAACAUAGCAUGUGCAGGAACCACACCGCUGUGCUCAUUUAUACCUCUGCUUUGGUGUGCUUGUGUUGCUUUGCAGUUUCACCGCUAAGGUUCAGCAGACCAAUCACAGCUCCUGCUUCUGCUGUGUGCCUUGUGGUGUGUACUUUGUUACAUAACUGGUGAUGUGUGUGUACCCUACCCUACAGUGUAAUCUGUGGUGUAGGGUACGUUUCUGCCCAUAGGAUAUGUGUAAGCUGCGCAAUUGGGUUACAUGGCUAUGUGUUGGCUUUAGCAUAGAUUCGAUACAGAAGUAAUAAAUUAGUUUUUAGUAGUAUUUUUGUUUUAGUAUUGAUUAUUAAUGUGUAAUUACACAGAUAUUCGGCCACCCCCAAAAAGUGGGACCAGAUGAUGAUUAUUAUGAUGUUAUUAUGAAAUGCCACCUGAGCUCUAGAGUUUUAAACAGAAAGGCUUACCUUGACCUCACAUAUAAACAGACUCUGAGUCACAGUAAGCAGUUCAUCAUCCUUAUUUUCACAAAGAUGACUUCUGUUAUCACCUAUUGUCCAAUCAUCACCUAUUAUUAUAUGCUAUUGUCACUUUGUUAGAUAGAACUUCCUUGUAUUCAGUAGCAAAAUACCUGCUGUCAAGGUGAGUCUGGGCCAACUGGUUAAAUAUGUUGUUUUUAAUCAUUCCGAGUAAGGUCAUCUAAAUUAAUGGUGAGUAAUCGACAUUUAAGCUACUAUAUUUCCUCAUGUGACACACUGUUACAUACACACAUACAUGAUUUAUGGUUUAUUGGAAAAUAUUGUAUGAUGAGGUGUGCAUAUGAUUCAAGUGAGUUGUUGUGUUUCAGUGGAAAUUUAAACUAAAGGUGUAUUUCAUGAAAUGUGUUUUCCAAACGUUCUGCAUAAUGAAAUGGUUUAGCUGUAAAAAAAAAAAUAAUAAUAAUAAAAAUAAUUUGUGAAAGUGGUUUAGUAUAAAAUGCUUUGCUCCAGAGAAACAGGCAGACUCUAAAAUGUUCAUAAUGGUGGUAAAGAAAACCACUCAGUUUUAAUUGCUCUAAAAUCUUUUACACAAAAGCUGAAAAUACAAAAUAUGUUGUGAAUAAUGUAACCCUGUAUGUUGUUUCUAGAAUUAAAUCACUACAACCACUUUUAUUGACUUUGGUCAUCCCAGUGACUAACAUUUUCUACUCAAUAAAAAAAACUAAAUAUUAGUCGCUAUUUAACUAAAAGUCAGCUUUGAAAGGCCUUAGGAAACACAAAAAUUUUGUUGAGUGAAUCCAUGCUUUGUUAUCUUUGAUCUCAUGUACCCCUAAUCACUUUUUAUGUUUAAAUGAUCUGGAUUAUAUAUGGAUAAGAUUGUAGCAUUUAAAAAUACAAGUAAAAACACAUCCAACCAGAUACAAAUUCAAUCAUCCUUUGAGACUCCUUUGAGCUACGUUAUAGCAGAUUAAAUUCAUCCAUUUUACAGAGACUUAUUCAACAACCAAAACUUCUUUCAUUUCAACCAAACCCUUGUUAGUAGUUGCAGUGCAAUAAGCAAAUAUGCAUAAUCUAUCUUAUGUAGCAAUUAAAUUUCAGUUUGACUAAUCAGAGACACGUUUAGCUGCUAAAUGUAAAUCCGUGUAGCUGACAUUUAACUGGAUCUAAUCCAUAUUCUAGUCACAUAAUGUGACCAGGUGUAAACAGGGUGUGUCUGAAAAAUGCUCACCUCUAGAGAAACUCAAAUUCAGUUCUAGAGAAUUCCGAGAGAGUCUGAAUUAUUCUCAGCGGUUGUGGUAGAAACCAGACUUCCAAGAAGCCAACAUCAAUAGUUAUGUUACACAAUUUUAUUACAUUAAAAGGUUAAGAAUGCAUUGUCUGAUGUCAGAUAUUGUUUUGUCAAGUUUUGGGAAGGCUUUCUCCACAAAGUUAGAGGUACAUGUGGGUAAUUGUAAGGCAAAUAAGUCUAAAAAGAAAAGUAUUUUUUUUUAUUUGGCACAGUUUUGCCACAUUUUUAUCAACAUUAUGUGUAAAAAUAAUAGAAGACAGGUUUCCUCUUGGUUUGGACAUAAAAAAUGCUUUGUUUUAAUUUUGUAGUCAAUUUGGGCCUGGGUCACUUUCACCACCAUUGUCUCUGAGUCUCUAAGUUUCUCUAGAAUGAAUAGCUUUAUUCCAAACCACUCUGUAUAAUUUUCUUUACAUUAUAAAAUUGAAUUAUGCAGAACUUUUGGAAAAUCAUGAGCUGGAAUUCCCAUCUGGGUUUAAAAUCCCAGAAUUCAGUCCUCAAAAAUAUUAGCCCUUCCCCCUUCUGUAUUCUAACACAGUUUAACUUCGCAGAGUAACACUGACUGACAUUUCUGUAACUAAGAUUCUUAUUAUUGGACUAUACUGUCAAUAAAGGGCAAGUGCAAUGAGGUGAAUGGGAUGAGUCUUGAGAGCUGAAGCUGAUUGUUGUUUAAUUAUUGUUAAAGUCUAGACAAUUUUAACUACAACGGAUUGUGAGCUGAAGAUAAAGCAUCAUCCUGUGCACCAGUGUUAGCUGAGGUUAGCAGUAGGCGUUGGGUGGAUUAUACAUAAACACAAGCCAUCCUCUGCGCUUGCUCGCAUCAGCCUGAUCUUACUGUUAGUCAUUAAAAUAUGUUUAAAACAUGCAUAUUUAAAUACUUAGUCUUAUUUCAACUUCCUGUAUUGUUUUUUUCUUUUUUUUCUACUGAGCAAAAAGGUCAAACCUGUUGUGCUAUGUGGACCAAUCAUGGACAGCUUGAUGGCUUGCUAGCUGGUGUUAAAAUAAACACGUAAAUCUGUUGAACUGUUACAUCUGAACAGUAAAAAGUCUGUUAUGCUGAUCAUGCUCAUUUCAACCAAUUCCAAACUUAGUGCUGCUGUAAUGGCUUUCUGACUCAAGGUAAUUUGAGUGUUUAGAUGUCUCUGACUUCUUGACAAACAAACUAAUAAAGCCUGUUCUUUCA